This is a messenger RNA of Procambarus clarkii (red swamp crayfish), 2112 nucleotides long. The record is from RefSeq and is a predicted model, not a curated record. Lineage: Eukaryota; Metazoa; Arthropoda; Malacostraca; Decapoda; Cambaridae.
AUGGACCACCUGGCAGCAAGGACCACCUGGCAGCAUGGACCACCUGGCAGCAUGGACCACCUGGCAGCAUGGACCACCUGGCAGCAUGGACCACCUGGCAGCAUGGACCACCUGGCAGCAUGGACCACCUGGCAGCAAGGGCCACCAGGCAGCAUGGACCACCUGGCAGCAAGGACCACCUGGCAGCAUGGACCACCUGGCAGCAUGGACCACCUGGCAGCAUGGACCACCUGGCAGCAUGGACCACCUGGCAGCAUGGACCACCUGGCAGCAUGGACCACCUGGCAGCAAGGACCACCAGGCAGCAUGGACCACCUGGCAGCAUGGACCACCUGCCAACAAGAGCCACCUGCCAACAAGGACCACCGGCCAACAAGGACCACCGGCCAACAAGGACCACCUACCAACAAGAGCCACCUGCCAACAAGGACCACCUGCCAACAAGGACCACCGGCCAACAAGGACCACCGGCCAACAAGGACCACCGGCCAACAAGGACCACCUGCCAACAAGAGCCACCUGCCAACAAGGACCACUUACCAACAAGGACCACCUGCCAACAAGGACCACCGGCCAACAAGGACCACCGGCCAACAAGGACCACCUACCAACAAGGACCACCGGCCAACAAGGACCACCUGCCAACAAGGACCACCGGCCAACAAGGACCACCGGCCAACAAGGACCACCGGCCAACAAGGACCACCUACCAACAAGGACCACCGGCCAACAAGGACCACCGGCCAACAAGGACCACCGGCCAACAAGGACCACCGGCCAACAAGGACCACCGGCCAACAACGACCACCUACCAACAAGGACCACCUGCCAACAAGGACCACCUGCCAACAAGGACCACCUGCCAACAAAGACCACCUGCCAACAAGGACCACCGGCCAACAAAGACCACCGGCCAACAAGGACCACCUGCCAACAAGGACCACCGGCCAACAAGGACCACCGGCCAACAAAGACCACCUGCCAACAAGGACCACCUGCCAACAAGGACCACCUGCCAACAAGGACCACCGGCCAACAAAGACCACCUGCCAACAAGGACCACCGGCCAACAAGGACCACCUGCCAACAAGGACCACCGGCCAACAAGGACCACCGGCCAACAAGGACCACCGGCCAACAAGGACCACCUGCCAACAAGGACCACCGGCCAACAAGGACCACCGGCCAACAAGGACCACCUACCAACAAGGACCACCUGCCAACAAGGACCACCGGCCAACAAGGACCACCGGCCAACAAGGACCACCGGCCAACAAGGACCACCUACCAACAAGGACCACCGGCCAACAAGGACCACCGGCCAACAAGGACCACCGGCCAACAAGGACCACCGGCCAACAAGGACCACCGGCCAACAAGGACCACCUACCAACAAGGACCACCUGCCAACAAGGACCACCUGCCAACAAGGACCACCUGCCAACAAAGACCACCUGCCAACAAGGACCACCGGCCAACAAAGACCACCGGCCAACAAGGACCACCUGCCAACAAGAACCACCGGCCAACAAGGACCACCGGCCAACAAAGACCACCUGCCAACAAGGACCACCUGCCAACAAGGACCACCUGCCAACAAGGACCACCUACCAACAACGACCACCUACCAACAACGACCACCUGCCAACAAAAACCACCUGCCAACAAGGACCACCUGCCAACAAGGACCACCGGCCAACAAAGACCACCUGCCAACAAGGACCACCUGCCAACAAGGACCACCUGCCAACAAGGACCACCGGCCAACAAGGACCACCUGCCAACAAGGACCACCUGCCAACAAGGACCACCGGCCAACAACGACCACCUACCAACAACGACCACCUACCAACAAGGACCACCUACCAACAAGGACCACCGGCCAACAACGACCACCUACCAACAAGGACCACCGGCCAACAACGACCACCUACCAACAAGGACCACCUGCCUACUAAGACCACCUGCCAACAAGGACCACCUACCAACAACGACCACCUACCAACAAGGACCACCUGCCUACUAAGACCACCUGCCAACAAGGACCACCUGCCUACAAGGACCACCUACCAACAAGAGCCUCCCGAAUUUAAAAAAAUCUUGGGAGUGUAA